Messenger RNA from Camponotus floridanus (Florida carpenter ant), 952 nucleotides. Its product is annotated as hemolymph lipopolysaccharide-binding protein-like. The transcript is spliced from 3 exons. The coding region runs from base 61 to 690 and encodes 209 amino acids. The record is from RefSeq and is a predicted model, not a curated record. Lineage: Eukaryota; Metazoa; Arthropoda; Insecta; Hymenoptera; Formicidae.
CAUUCGAAUCAUUUAUUCCCGAGUAUUCAUAUUGUUAACAUAAUAAAUAACGCAAUAAUUAUGUUACGAUAUACGUUGCUAAUGCUUUUAUAUAUAACAACAUGUGGUCUCGCGUUGGAAUCAUCAAUUACAACUGAUACAGCGGUCAACUUGCCAGAUAUUUUUACAGCUCCAGGUAAAUUAUUAUCAGGUUUGAAUGGAAACUUGUCUCCAGCACAGCAAAUUAUUUAUAUUUAUGGACCGAACCAAUGGAAAAUGCAAAAUAAUGUCAAUCUCAUAGAAAAAGCAGGCAACGAUUACCUUAUUACACCUGGCAUAGGUGCUCAUAAACUUCAUAUUCGCCAGUUGUCAUGGAACAAGGCUCGUAGAAUUUGCAUUCAAGAAGGGGGUCACUUGGCUAUUAUCAACUCUAACUCGGAAGAAAAAAUAUUAAUACGCAUUUUGGAAGAAAAUAAAGUAUCUGAAGCAUGGCUUGGUAUACAUGAUCUUUUCGAAGAGGGCGAUUGGAACACGGUUAUGGACGAAAGCUUAGAAGCUACCGGUUUUUCAAAAUGGACUACGACAUUGGAUAUUAAUGUGCCUGAUAAUUCCAACGACGGACAGCAUUGCGGAGUUUUAAUGACUAAUGGUGGAAUGAAUGAUCGCGAAUGCUAUCAUGCAAAAGCCUUUUUCUGCGAGAUUACCUUCUGAAUCAUACUAAAACUCGGUAAAUCACGAACGCAAGAUUGUAAUCGAACACUGCAAUGAUACGUGAUCUAUCAAAGGUUAUAAUUAAAUGAGAUAAUCCAAAAGUGCGUUAUUAAAAUGGAAUUAACAACGUUAAUAACAACGCAAACAUGCGAUAUCAUGAUUAAAUAAGGUCAGUGGAUCAAUGUUGCGAUGAAAGAGAUUAGCUCGUAAGAUUUAUUUUUAUAAUGAAGAUUUUAUUUUAUAUAAAGAGACUUAUAAUGAA